UAGGCAGUGCUGUCGGGCGGUGCGGAGCGCGAGCGGACGCGCGCUGCUGCUGUUGCUGUGAACCGCAGGGAUGUGAGACACGCGCUGUGUACGCGAGAAGAGACAGACAGGACAGGUCUCCUGACAACAUCAAAAGGACGGGACACCUUUCUGACCUGAUUCUGACCGUCUGUGUAAAAGAGGAGGCGAGUAGCAGGUACUAUGUGGCCGCGUUGUGGAUGCGUGCGUACGGCUCUGAGCUCGCGACGAUGUAAAAGGCUACGCGUACGGAUUCUGCGGCAGCUGUGAUCGGGAAUAACUGGGAUUGGAAAACUCAGCGGGGCAUGGAAAACCACGCUGAUCACUGAGCAAAUAAUCAACCAGACAAUCAUUUGCAGACGUAUUCAUUGUGUGCGCCUCCAGGCGCCCCGUUCUUCGAUCGAUUACCACAGUGGAAGAGACACACAGAGCAUUUGAAUGCGAAUUUACACUCAAGGGGUUCGGUGUGAGAGAUUCCGUAGUUUCUGUCCUGCUCAGUUCAAAGCUGCUGGGAAGACCUUAUAGUCAGGAACUGAGCUAUAUCUACACUGAAUGAAGUCUGUGUGCUGCUGGUUUAGAAUGUUGUCACGAUAACAUCAGCCUGACUCCGCUCUGACUGCGGCAGGUGGGAGCCCAAGGGUCAGUCUGUGAGUGAGGACUGAGUCAGGAAUGAAUCAGCGCUGCUUUUGAUUGACGGACAGCUUGGUGGGAAACAAGGCCUCUGGAGAGCGAGAGUCCGAUAACAGGAGUGAAAGCGUCGCCACGGCAAUAUCAUCUUUCAGUCUUCGCUGCCACUCGUCUUUCACAACAUGGCCCCUGCGGUAGCACCGUUCUCUUCUGUCGCUGCCUUUUUGAGGACAUAGAAAGGCACCGGACACACGGACACAUUCCUGCACACUGCCACAGAGGGAAUCUUGGGAAGUGUCUUCAGACUUAAAGGUUCAUAACAGAUGAACAAACUGUGUUAAACAUCAGUACCGUCACCUUUACAGCUAAGCUACUGUUUCCUGGGACUCUCAGUACAAUGAACGUUUUAGGAAGGUGCUGUCUCUGAUUUUAUAUGUUUCUGUGCAACAUCAAAGGCCAAUGCGUGUGGCUCGAGAGCCCAUCAUGGCCAGAACGCUGCUGAAGAUCCACCGCUAUUUCCGGCGCAAACCGGUACGCUUCUUCACCUUCAUCCUCCUCUACCUCACUGCUGGCAGCCUUGUUUUCCUUCAUUCUGGCUUCUCUAGUGAUACUUCCACCACUGGCACCUCUGGAAGCGGUCGUGACCCACUUAUAUCCGAAGGUGGGGGCGGCACAGGUGGUGGGAGCUCUACCUCUGAUGGUCUGGGGCUCCUAGGGAGGGUGUUUAAGGAGACACGGAGAUCCCCCCGGAGAUUUGGACCACCAUGGAUGAAGGAAAAUGGAGCACAGGAUGCACCAGAGUGGGCCGGAAGAGGAGUCGAUCAUGCCAGCAGUUGGAGCCAUGGAGCCAAAGGAAGAACCACCAAAGAGAUGGAUGACGGGAGAGCAAAGUACAUUGGCUGCUAUGUUGAUGACACACAGAAACGGGCUCUUAGAGGUGUGUCCUUUUUUGACUACAAAAAAAUGACUGUGUUCCGUUGCCAGGACAACUGUGCUGAGAGGGGUUAUCUCUACGCGGGUCUGGAGUUUGGAGCUGAGUGCUACUGUGGCCAUAAGAUCCAGGCACCCAACGUUUCAGAGAGUGAAUGUAAUAUGGAGUGUAAAGGGGAGAAGAGUAACCUCUGUGGAGGACCUAAUCGACUGUCCAUAUACAGAUUAGAGCUGAGCCAGGAGUCGGCCCGCCGAUAUGGGAGUGCCAUCUUCAAAGGUUGUUUCAAGAGGCCAGACAACGUGACGCUGGCGCUUCCUGCUAGUGCUGUUAUUCAGAACAUGUCUGUGGACAAGUGUGUUGACAUGUGCACAGAGAAAGAAUUCUCUCUGGCCGCCUUGGCUGGUGAAAAAUGUCACUGUGGGUUUCCCACUCCUCUCUUCACUCUGCAUGAGCAUGAGGAUGAGGAACUGUGUCUCCAGCGAUGCGUAGGGGAAGACUUUGAGAGCUGUGGAAACAAUGACUUCUUUGUAGUGUACCAGACCCAAGUGCAAGAUAAUCGCUGUAUGGACCGGCGCUUUUUACCCACUCGUUCCAAGCACCUAAUGGCACUUGCUAGUUUCCCAGGAGCGGGGAAUACCUGGGCCCGUCACCUUAUUGAACUGGCCACAGGUUACUACACAGGGAGCUACUACUUUGACGGCUCACUGUACAACAAAGGAUUCAAAGGGGAGAGAGAUCACUGGCGCAGCGGUAGAACCAUAUGUAUCAAGACCCAUGAGAGUGGCAGGAAGGAGAUUGAUGCCUUUGACGCUAGCAUCCUUAUGAUCCGGAACCCUUAUAAAGCACUCAUGGCUGAAUUUAACCGAAAGUAUGGCGGCCAUAUUGGAUUUGCCUCUCAAGCUCACUGGAAGGGGAAAGAGUGGCCAGAGUUUGUGAAGAACUACGCUCCAUGGUGGGCAUCCCACACACUAGACUGGCUGAAAUAUGGGAAGAAAGUUCAAGUAGUGCACUUUGAGGAUUUAAAACGGGACCUUUUCUCUCAGUUAAAAGACAUGGUCAUCUUUCUGGGCCUGGAAGUGUCAGAGGACCGCCUGCUGUGUGUGGAAGGACAGAAAGAUGGGAACUUUAAACGCUCUGGGCUCAGAAAGCUGGAAUAUGACCCUUACACGCCUGAAAUGCGUGCCACCAUUGACGGGCUUAUUAAGACUGUGGACACGGCACUCAGAAAGAGAAACAUGUCCGGUGUACCUGGGGAGUACAGGCCCAGAUGAUACUCAUCUCUUGACUUUUGCUUUUUUUCACACACAUUUUUUCCUUGAACUUUUUUCCCUAGAAUAUAAAAUUGUUUAUUGUCAUCCUCCUUGUUUGCUUUCAGUUUGCACAAAAGUACUCCUGAAAAACUGGUUGUCCUAUCACGAAUAAUCUAAAGAUACACUACAUAGUAAGACAUGGGCUUGUGCAACAAUUUGUCCCCUGUUAAUUUGGCUUUAAGUUUAACUACCAUGGAUCCAUCUUCAUUAGGCCAAUUUAAGUGGUUUGUCAUCACGGGCAAUGAUGCUUUUUUAUGAAAGUGCCUGUUGCCGCCAAGACAUCCGGGUCAGCUAUUUAGAUGGACACAUCACAUCUGUGUUUCAUUGAGUUUGCUUUUCCUGCCACUACUGGACUAUGAUCCAUUAGGCACUUCAGUCUAAUUGGGAAUAUAUGGAUAAUGAUUUCAUGUUUAACAUUGGAACCCCAGCUCCCUGUUUCUGAAAAAUAUGUGAACAUUGCCUUCCGAUUAUGAUGCUUCUUAAAACCGAUCAGUAAAAUAGGUAUAUGGACAACAAAAAUCCUCAAGCUGUACCACAUGUAUUAGAUAAAUGCAUGGACAACUCAAAAAACAUGUUGUCUGGUACCUGCCUUCAGUGAUUUGCAGGCAAAUUGCAGAUAUAGUCCUUUAUAGGGCUGUUGAAUUAUAACCAAGUUAGUUUAGAGCACUUCUAUGUUAAAGGGGGGGUAUCACACACAGUUUCUGCCAAUCUCAUGUUAAUCUCGGGUACAUAUAGAGUAGUAGUGCAUCCUUCAUCUCCAAAAAGUCUUUAGUUUUAUCAUAUUUACAAAAGAUACAUACGCUGUCCCGAGUCUUUCCGAAAACAGCCGAGCGCCUGGAGGCGUGCCGUGUGAGCAGAGCUAAAGAGUCACGAGCACGCGCAGCUUUUGCGUAGCGAUCGUCUGCAAGCUGUCAAUGGUCUGCUAAACAAAUGUAUUUAAACACACACAAUACACCAUCGCAUUAUCCCUGGAUAACUUUUGAAUCACUAUAAUGAAUAUAGCGUAUGAAUGAUGAAUUUAUGAAUUCACUACGUUUGUGUUGUUUACAUUAUAUGCACUUAGGCGCCUAUUGCCAACAAAACAGACUUUUGAAGCAGUUUUACUCACCACCUGCGGUUCCGACUCAUGACCGGGAUCAUUACUGCUGUGACCGCUCCAUCUUUCAGUUUCAAACGAUCUGUAAAUCCAGCGUUGAACUGGGCCUUGUUUAUGAAACCAUAAGCGCCGAUGCUGAGGGCUGGAGCACCCACAGAAAAACACGAGAUAUUCUCCAUUCAUUUUAACCAAUAAAAAAGUGAUUGCAACUAUCAGUUUCUAUGGUUAUUUUAAUAACAAAUAUCGAGAGCGCAUCAAUGUAAUGCGUGAGCACAAAACUCUCAGCUCCACUGAACACUGGGUUCUUUGGGAAGCAAGGUUAUCUUUGCCUCACAACCCAAAACACCCUUCUUUGGUGACAUUGUUGAUUUCGUGAAGUCCUGUGACCUGUGCAGCACUGCCGACGACUUCUGUAAAGCCAAACGCGCGUUGAUGGGCGUGCUCUUGCUCUCUCACUCUGGUCGACGUGUGCGCACGCGCUCUUCCGGGAGAAGUGCCCGUACAAGGAAUUCCGUCCCCGUUGACGUCACACAGGGCCAUACUCGAAAAAAAGACAGCAAAGUUUAUGAGGAUUUGGAAGAGUAUUUUUGGCACAGAAAUACUCCGUAAUACGUCCAACUCGUGUUUUGAAACUUUGGUCAUGUUUAGCAUGAGAAUCCAACUCUUUAACAGUGUAAAUAAGUCAGAAUUCAUGAAAUAGCAUUAUACUCCCCCUUUAAGAUCAUUUCUUCAAGUUAAAUGAUUUACCUUUCUAUUUUCACUGAGGUUUUAAGAUAUAUUUGCAGUGGGCAAUCAAAAAAAAAAAAAAAACAAUUCAUCUUGUGUUCACAAAGUAAAAGAAAUUGGGGCUUCUUGUAAAUUGCUAAAAAUAACACAUUGACUGACACUUUACUCCUUUUCUCCAUCAUAUUUAUAGUAAUCUAUUAAAGGGAUACAAGAUGAAAAUUCUGUUAUUUUUUUGUUUGUUUUUGAUAGACAUGGUCACUAUAGACACAGCUCCUACUGUAUGUGAGAAGAGUUGUGUAUUGAUUCUUAAAACAUUUGGAACGACAUAAAGAUGACACAUUUUCAUUUAUUUUUUGAUUACCUAUCCCUUUAAGCAAAAAAAAACCCUUCCUCACCAAUUUAUGUUUCGGUUUAGACUAUUAGUAUAGUUGCAGCACAGUAUUGAAUAACUUCCCUUUUUCCAUUGACAUACCUGAAAAGAUUCAAAAAUCAAAUAAUUCCUCCCAAAUUAUGUCAGGUUUUGGAUGCAAUUAUAAACUUGUUCCCUGUAGAAAUGUUCAGAAUUGUUCUUUUUGUUUUCAGUGUUUUAAUUGCAGAAGUCUUUUUUUUUAUUCAAAACAGAAAAUCAACAUUAUAAUCUAUAAAAUAAUCUAGAAUUAAGGGGUGAAAGCAAGUAUUAAGCAAUGUGCUAAAAAGAGACAAAAAAAAGAGCACCUCACGGGUAAAUUUCUGCUUUUCAGCUAGAGACCUAACAAAUAAAAUUCAAUAUAUGUAAAUAAAUACACAUAUAUAUUUUUGUAAUGCUCACAUGGAGAAUUACUUUCAAAGACGGAAAAGUAUCACCUCUAUUUUUGAAAAGGCUUUUAAAUUUGAGCAUUACAUGCUUUUCAUUUCAAAAAGGAACAAACCUGAAGUGUCUUUCUGAAUGUAUUUUGUAUGGAAUGAAUGUAAGGAAUUUCUACCAAAUAGGAAAAUCAGAGUGAUUGCCAGCAGUGUAAAGGAAAUUAAUGAUUUCUAUUAAAAUUGUAAGCUGAGAGAACUGUGUGAAUGAGGAAAGCUUUUGCUCUUGUUUGGUGCUUGAUGCAUAGGAUGUCCUGGUCAAUAAAUUGUAAAGCCCCAAA
Molecule: messenger RNA, 5829 nt
Organism: Ctenopharyngodon idella (grass carp)
Lineage: Eukaryota; Metazoa; Chordata; Actinopteri; Cypriniformes; Xenocyprididae
Gene: wscd2
Product: WSC domain containing 2
Exons: 10
Coding region: 1105-2847 (580 amino acids)
Molecular function (GO): sulfotransferase activity
Source: RefSeq, a predicted model, not a curated record